AUGGCUGAAGUUUCUGAUAAUGGGGAGUCAUUGAGAGGCAACAACAUUGACAGUAUAUCCCGCAGUAUAGGCACCAUAAGAAAUGUCUCCAUUCAAAUAACCAAUUUCACAGACAGGUACACCUUAUCAAACCCAAGGACCUACACUAGCAGUGGAUAUUGUCAUAAUCCUCCUCAGCCUACAGUAGCAAGAAAGACCAGUGAAACCUGCACCUUUACCAAAACACACUCAACGGCACAUGGUUGUGUUGGAGUCCUGGUAUACAAGAUCCUUAAAGAUGAAGAGAACUUUGUUGGGGAACUUGUCCUAAUGUUUUCUGUGCCUUUUGACUACAAUUUCUAUGAAAACUAUUUAGCUCUUGGAAUUUAUGAAAACCAUGUUUCAUGUAAUUCUGAUCUGUUUUCUGAAAUGUAUUACGCGAAAGGUACAUUUACCAGGGAAAAGGCUACAGGAAGUGAAGUCAUGUAUUCUGGACAAGGAAUUUGUGUGAAGGGAACAAUGUCUCCUGCAGGCAAGGCAAUAAUGAAAAGUUGAUUUUCAAGAUUUUUAAACAUCAAAACUAGUCAGACAUGAGCAAAACGCAGCACAUUCAACAUCAGGGGGCCAGUGACGGAUGAAUAUGUCUAUAAACUAAUACACUCCUAUACUAAACUCUAUAACAGUAAUUUCUCUGUUGCAAUGUUGAAUAUUUCCUGUCAGUCUAUUUAUUUCUAUCUUACUGUACAUUAACAUUCUCAUUAAUCUCUCAGUGCAAUACAUU
Molecule: messenger RNA, 760 nt
Organism: Tachysurus fulvidraco (yellow catfish)
Lineage: Eukaryota; Metazoa; Chordata; Actinopteri; Siluriformes; Bagridae
Product: DELTA-sagatoxin-Srs1a-like
Exons: 3
Coding region: 1-534 (177 amino acids)
Biological process (GO): monoatomic cation transport; pore complex assembly; cytolysis in another organism
Cellular component (GO): pore complex
Molecular function (GO): channel activity
Source: RefSeq, a predicted model, not a curated record